Molecule: messenger RNA, 1733 nt
Organism: Pipistrellus kuhlii (Kuhl's pipistrelle)
Lineage: Eukaryota; Metazoa; Chordata; Mammalia; Chiroptera; Vespertilionidae
Gene: SPAG4
Product: sperm associated antigen 4
Exons: 10
Coding region: 89-1612 (507 amino acids)
Biological process (GO): nuclear envelope organization
Cellular component (GO): nuclear envelope; meiotic nuclear membrane microtubule tethering complex
Molecular function (GO): protein-membrane adaptor activity
Source: RefSeq, a predicted model, not a curated record
ACGCAGGCUCCGCGGUCCCGGCGCGCGCACCGCGGAGGGCGGCCGAGGGCUUGGCUUUGGCGUCCGGAGGCGGCGGCGCGGAGGCAGGAUGCGGCGGGGCCCUCGCCCGGGCUCGGCCGCGUCCCCGCACAAGCAGGCGCCCAACUUCUAUAGCGACAACAGCAACAGCUCAGUGAGCACCACCUCGGGGGACAGCAGCGGCCACCGGUCAGCUGGGCCGGGCCCCGGGGAGCCCGAGGGCAGGAGAGCCCAGGGCUCGAGCUGCGGUGAGCCCGCCUUGAGCCCAGGACUGCCCGGAGGAGCACCGCGGAGCCACAGUGCGCCGACCGCCGAGGGCGCGGCAACCCUGAGGGGCGGGGCCUCGGAACCGGCUGGCUCUCCCGUGGUCUCCGAGGAGCAGUUCCACCUUCUCGCGGCCCUGGAUCUGAGGCAGGAGAUGCAGCCCCCGCGAGUGUUCAAGAGCUUCCUGAGCCCACUUUUCCAGGUGCUGAGCGUGUGUGUGUCCCCGCUAGGAGACGUGCUGGUCAGUGUGUACAGGGAAGUCUGUUCCAUUCGCUUCCUGCUCACGGCUGUGUCACUGCUGAGCCUCUUUCUGACAGGUGAGGGGGCGAAUUCCCCCGGGGUCCCAGCCCUGGAUGCUUUGGAGCCAAACCUUAGCGCAUUUUCUCUUACGUCCCUCUGCCCCCUCAGCCCUUCGCAGUCUCCUGCAGAGCCCGGUAGCCCCCCAUCAGACUCCAACCCCUCAGCUUCUUCUUCAUUGUCCUUUAUGCAGAGAAACCCUCUCCCCCUUCCUUCCCCUGAGACCACCCCCCUCUUUCUCCAGCACUCGGGUGGGGUGUCCUGUACCUGGUCCCUCCUUUGGAGAGUGGAGCCAACCACCCUGUGCCCACCUCCCGCCUGCAGCGAGUACCACGAGCGCGUGCGCACGCAGGGGCAGCAGCUGCGGCAGCUGCAGGCCGAGCUGGACAGGCUCCACCAGGAGGUGUCCAGCGUCCGCGCAGCCAACAGCGAGAGAGUGGCCAAGCUCGUAUUCCAGAGGUUGAAUGAGGACUUCGUUCGAAAACCCGACUAUGCGCUGAGCUCCGUGGGAGCCUCCAUCGACCUAGAGAAGACAUCCCGCGACUACGAGGACCAAAACGGCGCCUACUUCUGGAACCGCUUCAGCUUCUGGAACUACGCGCGGCCCCCCAUGGUGAUCCUGGAGCCAGAUGUGUUCCCUGGGAAUUGCUGGGCUUUUGAGGGCGACCAGGGCCAGGUGGUGAUCCGGCUGCCGGGCCGUGUGCAGCUGAGCGACAUUACCCUGCAGCAUCCUCCUCCCAGUGUGGCACACACCGGGGGGGCCAACAGCGCCCCCCGCGAUUUCGCAGUCUAUGGCCUCCAGGUUGAUGAUGAGACGGAAGUUUUCCUGGGGAAAUUCACCUUCGACAUGGAGAAAUCUGAGAUUCAGACUUUUCGCCUACAGAAUGACCCCCCAACUGCCUUUCCCAAGGUGAAGAUACAGAUUCUAAGCAACUGGGGUCACCCCCACUUCACAUGCUUGUAUAGAGUCCGAGCCCAUGGCAUGAGAACCUCGGAGGAAGCGGGAGACAGUGCCACAGGGGGGCCCAAUUAAACGUGCUGAUUGUUAAAACAGAGUGGAGGUCUGCGCGAAAGACGCUGGAGCAGUGCUGGAGGGUCUGCUGGGAGCUCUGGUUGCCUUUGGCAUAUAAAUACGAUAAGGGGUCUACUUCCCA